AUGGGUCUCUACCAGAAGUUCACGCCCAAGAUGGGUGCCGUUGCGAAGAGCAGGUCCGACGUCGAAGCUGCUCAGGCUGAAGCUCCUCACCUCAAGAAAGUCAACUGGAGGUCCGACGCCGGUCUCCGCAAGCUCUACUUCUACGCCUUCUUCAUCUGUAUCGCUUCUGCGACCACAGGUUACGAUGGUUCCAUGUUGAACAACCUUCGUAUUCUGCCCAAGUGGACGGAGUUCUUCGGCGACCCAAAGGGAGACACUCUCGGUCUCUUGACUGCUCUUUACUCCAUCGGUUCGAUUGCCUCGCUUCCCGUCGCUCCCUUCGUUGCCGAUCGCUUUGGACGUCGCGCCUGCAUUACCUUCGGGUGUGUUAUCAUGAUUAUCGCAGCUUCCAUCCAGGCCGCCGCUAAGAACCUCGACUACUUCAUGGGUGGACGUUUCCUCAUGGGUUUCGGAAACUCGCUUGCUCAACUCUCGUCUCCCCUGCUCCUUACCGAACUCUGCCACCCUCAGCAUCGUGCUCGUGUCACCGCCGUCUACAACUGCUUGUGGAACGUUGGUGCCAUCAUCUGCACAUGGUUGACUUUCGGUACCAAGCGCAUUGAGAGCGACUGGUGCUGGCGUGUACCCGCUCUUACCCAGGCUGCUCCUUCAGUCAUUCAGUUGGCCGCUAUCUGGUUCAUCCCUGAGUCCCCACGUUGGUUGAUCGCCAAGGAGAGGAACGAGGAGGCUCUUGCCAUUCUUGCCAAGUACCACGCCAACGGCGAUGCCAACAACGCUACCGUCCAAUUCGAGUUUGCUGAGAUCAAGGAGACUCUCCGCCUCGAGUUCCAGUACCAGAAGACCUCCUCCUACUUCGAUUUCUUCAAGACCAAGGGCAACAGGUACAGGCUCAUGCUCCUCGCAUCUCUCGGUCUCUUCUCCCAAUGGUCUGGCAACGGUCUUGUCUCCUACUACGCCACCGAUGUCUACAAAUCCAUUGGUAUCACAGACGCUGACACCCAGCUCGGUAUCAACGGUGGUCUUACCAUUCUCUCUCUCAUCGUCUCCGUCUCCUGCGCUCUCCUCGUUGAUCGCGUUGGUCGUCGCCCACUCUUCAUCUCUGCCACCGCAGCCAUGUGCGUCACCUUCAUCGUCUGGACUAUCGCUUCGUCUCAACAAGAGGCUACCAAGAGCAAGGCUGCUGGUCAGGCCGUCAUUGCCAUGAUCUGGAUCUUCUCCGUCGCUUACGCGCUGGCUUGGUCUGGUCUGCUUGUCGCCUACACUGUCGAGAUUCUGCCCUUCAAGAUUCGUGCCAAGGGUCUCAUGAUCAUGAACUUGUUCAUUCAGAUUGCCCUGACCAUCAACCAAUACGUCAACCCUCUCGGAUUCGACAACCUUCACCCUACCUGGAAGUUCUACACCAUCUACGCCUGCUGGAUCUUCCUCGAGCUCAUCUUCGUCACUGUCUUCUACGUCGAGACCCGUGGUCCCACUCUUGAGGAGGUCGCCAAGAUCUUCGAUGGUGAUGAGGCUGAGGUUGCUCACAUCGACAUUGAGCACGUUGAGAAGAACGUCAUGACUUCCGGCUACGAGAAGGAUGACAACGUCCGCAUUGAGCAGGUCCGAUCAUCCCAGUAG
Messenger RNA from Alternaria ethzedia, 1617 nucleotides. RefSeq lists its product as uncharacterized. Bases 1 to 1617 code for a protein of 538 amino acids. Gene Ontology annotation, molecular function: carbohydrate:proton symporter activity. Gene Ontology annotation, cellular component: membrane. The record is from RefSeq and is a predicted model, not a curated record. Lineage: Eukaryota; Fungi; Ascomycota; Dothideomycetes; Pleosporales; Pleosporaceae. Gene Ontology annotation, biological process: transmembrane transport; carbohydrate transport. The transcript is spliced from 3 exons.